AUGGUGGAUUCAUCAAAGAUCAUUAUUAUGCUAAUUCUGAUUCUUAAAAUAAAUGUUUUCUUCUUCCCAAGGUGGGCAGCUGCGACAAACCAAAAGGUCUUCAGAGAAUAUAUAGGAGCUGAAGACAAGAAUGUAAGUUUUUGGGACAUACCAAUUAACCCAGAAACUGAUUUUCAUUUCAUUCUUUCCUUUGCCAUUGACUACACAAACUCUUUAAUUGCUUAUCCUACAAAUGGAAACUUUCGAGUUUACUGGGACGAACAAAAUCUCAACCCAUCUCAUGUUUCAUCCAUCAAAUCCAAACAUCCAAAUGUUAAGGUAGCUUUAAGUUUGGGAGGAGAUACAAUUAAUGAUGGCCAGUUUGUCUACUUCAAUCCUACAUCAAUUACUUCAUGGGUUGAAAAUGCUAUCUAUUCAAUAUCUUCUAUAGUAAAAGAGUAUCAUUUGGACGGCAUUGACAUUGAUUAUGAACAUUUCAUGAGUAGUACAGAUCCAAAUACAUUUGCUGAGUGUAUUGGACAACUAUUAGUCCACCUCAAACAACAUGACAUCAUCUCAUUUGCAUCGAUAGCACCAUAUCAGGAUGACACCAUUCAAGAAUACUACGGGACCCUUUGGAGAAGAUAUGGAGAUCUUAUUGAUUAUGUAAACUUCCAGUUUUAUGCGUACGAGAAAGGGACAAAUGUUUCUCAGUUCAUGACGUAUUUUGAGACUCAAAGUAAAAUUUAUCAAGGGAGUAAUCUUCUGGUUAGCUUUGGAACUGAUGAUGAUAGCGGUGGUUUGAAGCCUGAAAAUGGAUUUUUUGUGGCCUGCAAUAUGCUCAAGAAUCAAGGUAAACUACAUGGAAUUUUUAUUUGGUCUGCAGAUGAUUCCAAGAAGGAUUGUUUCCGUUAUGAGGAGCAAGCACAAAUCCUUCUUGUCAAUUAA
Impatiens glandulifera is the source of this 927-nucleotide messenger RNA. RefSeq names its product chitinase 2-like. The transcript has a single exon. The record is from RefSeq and is a predicted model, not a curated record. Lineage: Eukaryota; Viridiplantae; Streptophyta; Magnoliopsida; Ericales; Balsaminaceae. Gene Ontology annotation, molecular function: hydrolase activity, hydrolyzing O-glycosyl compounds. The coding region runs from base 1 to 927 and encodes 308 amino acids. Gene Ontology annotation, biological process: carbohydrate metabolic process.